This is a messenger RNA of Phytophthora infestans T30-4, 426 nucleotides long. RefSeq lists its product as uncharacterized. Lineage: Eukaryota; Oomycota; Peronosporomycetes; Peronosporales; Peronosporaceae. The record is from RefSeq and is a predicted model, not a curated record. The transcript is spliced from 3 exons. Bases 1 to 426 code for a protein of 141 amino acids.
AUGCUGGCUUCGAUUGGAACAAUGCAGCAAACAUUGCACAAGCUUGAUGACGUCGUUGUCGAGGCUCACACGUUGGCUGGAUGCUUCUUCAAUUGGUUCACACUUGAGCUGUGGCACACGGUUACGCAGAAAAAGCAGCAGUUUGGGCAAGCAGAUCUGAAGGCCUGCAUUAACGUCAUGAUGGUCACCGGAGGCCGUGAUAUGAACAUACCUGCUGCGCCGGUUGAACGAACAGAAGUCGCAUAUCGCAUGUGGAAACAGACGCUCAGGACGCUAGCAGAAGACUUGGACAAGAAGGCCAAUUGCAAGCUGAGAAGUAUUAACGGAAAGAGCACCUCCAAGACAGCAGGCUCUUUGAGGAAGCGUUGGAGGAAACUGCGACUUGAGCAUCAACCGGAGUACAAACAGAAAGACUUGGAAUUGUAG